Prorocentrum cordatum is the source of this 312-nucleotide messenger RNA. The record is from the annotation of a GenBank genome assembly. NCBI's taxonomy places the organism in Eukaryota, Dinophyceae, Prorocentrales, Prorocentraceae.
AUGAUAGAGGAAGUGGACGCCGACGACUCAGGCUCCAUCGGAUGGCAGGAGUUCCUCUUCUUGAUGUCUAAGAAGUCGGUGAGCCCUGAAGAUUCUCAGCGCCUGGCGUGGGAGUUCUUCAUCGGCUCCGAGGCCGCCAAGGACGUCGGCGCGAGGCUCGAGAAGGAUGACGUAUUCAUCGAGAAGAUGCAGUCCUUCAGCCCAGACUUCACGGUUAUGCAGCUCGAAGACAUGAUCUUCCAGGCCAAGUUCGAGGACGGCGACCUAGACAGCCUCACCUACAAGGAGUUCUGCAAGCUGCUGAUGCGCUGA